This is a messenger RNA of Cajanus cajan (pigeon pea), 3059 nucleotides long. RefSeq names its product cationic amino acid transporter 2, vacuolar. Gene Ontology annotation, cellular component: membrane. The record is from RefSeq and is a predicted model, not a curated record. Gene Ontology annotation, biological process: amino acid transport; transmembrane transport. NCBI's taxonomy places the organism in Eukaryota, Viridiplantae, Streptophyta, Magnoliopsida, Fabales, Fabaceae. Gene Ontology annotation, molecular function: amino acid transmembrane transporter activity.
CAUAUCCGAAACACGAACACUCUCUUCAUUGAGUCAUUGACAAUGAAAUUUAUAAUGUUGAGAAUGAAACAUGGCGACUUUAUUAAGCAAAUGCAACGUCAACACGUAAUGUCACAUAAAUAGCGUUAUGCUUUAUUUAAGUUUCCUUACUUACAAACCUGUCCGUAUGUCAUGGGGGUAACAUAUGCUCCAGUAUUUAUAGCAGCAUAUGCAUAUCACAUUGCUGUAACCAUUCCCAUAUACUCUAUCACUGAUCAAAACAAAAAACAAAAACACAAAAAAAAUAUCAUUGAUAAAAAAAAAACAAAAAACAAAAAACAUCUCCUAUCAAUCGAUCAACUUUGUCAUUUGUGGAUGUUGCUCAUAAUCAUCAUCUUCCUCAUAGCUUCUCAAUCAUUUCUUACGAUUAAAAAAAUAAUAAUUACAAACAAGAGGAGUUCCGAUUUGGAAUUGGAGUUGUUUCUUCUUUUAGAAGGCACCAAUUAUUUUGCUUGUUUUGUCCUUCAAGGCAACAACCCCACCACAAAAAGCAAGGAGAAUUUGUGCUUUCUCUGAUUCUUCCCACAAACUAAAGCAAUUUGUGAUUGGAAUGCGACCACAUUGAUUGGUCAAUCGACAUUAAUUACAUUUUGAUCUGAAUGCAAAAUUAAUAUAUUGGUCACAACACCAUUUUUGAUAUUGGGACAAUCAUUGAUUUGAUUUUCCCAUAAACGGAAAUUGGAUUUUGUGUGUGUUUUCUUUGAUGGGUGUUUCCGUUGGUUCACAUUCUCAAAAGGGUUCAUGGGAUUCCUUGAAGUUCUUAACUAGAAGGAAGCAGGUUGAUUCCUCACGUAGGAACGUUGAGCCUCUCCUUGCCAAGGAGCUAAAUAUUCCUGAUCUCAUUGCAGUUGGGGUUGGUUCAACAAUUGGUGCUGGAGUGUAUGUUCUGGUGGGAACGGUUGCACGAGAGCAUGCUGGACCAGCUUUGGCAGUUUCUUUUCUGAUUGCAGGAUUAGCAGCUGCUCUUUCUGCAUUUUGCUAUGCAGAGUUGGCUAGUCGUUGCCCUUCUGCUGGAAGUGCAUAUCACUAUUCAUACAUUUGUCUUGGUGAAGGUGUUGCUUGGUUGAUUGGUUGGUCCUUGAUAUUGGAAUAUACAAUCGGUAGUGCUGCUGUUGCUCGUGGCAUAACCCCCAAUUUGGGUGCACUUUUUGGUGGUGCGGAUAAUUUACCCAUCUUCUUAGCGCGCCAUUAUAUUCCUGGAACAGAUGUGGCUGUGGAUCCAUGUGCAGCAAUCUUGGUAUUAGUUGUUACUGGACUCUUAUGUGUGGGGAUCAAAGAGAGCACAGCGAUACAAAGCAUAGUGACAACGGUGAAUGUAUGUGCAUUGCUUUUUGUCAUAGCAGCUGGUGGUUACGUGGGAUUCAAAUCUGGAUGGGUUGGAUAUGAACUUCCUAUGGGGUUUUUCCCCUUUGGGGUUGAUGGGAUGCUGGCUGGUUCUGCAACAGUGUUCUUUGCAUAUAUAGGUUUUGAUGCAGUUGCCAGCACUGCUGAAGAGGUAAAAAAUCCUCAACGAGAUUUACCCCUUGGUAUUGGUGGUUCACUGUUUCUUUGUUGUGGGAUUUAUAUGAUGGUGUCCGUUGUUGUAGUUGGUUUAGUACCUUAUUAUGCAAUUGAUCCGGAUACCCCAAUAUCAUCUGCAUUUGCUAAUCAAGGGAUGCAAUGGGCAGCUUACAUUAUAAAUGCUGGAGCUUUCACAGCUCUCUGCUCAGCUUUGUUGGGUGGAAUACUUCCCCAGCCACGAAUUUUGAUGUCUAUGGCAAGGGAUGGGCUACUGCCACCUUUUUUUUCUGAUAUAAAUAAGCAGACUCAAGUUCCUGUUAAGGGCACAAUAGCUACUGGUGUUAUGGCUUCAAUCUUGGCAUUUUUUAUGGAAGUCUCUCAACUGGCAGGAAUGGUUAGUGUGGGUACGCUUUUAGCAUUCACCAUGGUGGCAGUGUCUGUGUUGAUCCUAAGAUAUAUUCCUCCAGAUGAAGUCCCAUUGCCUCCAUCUCUCCAGGAUUCAAUUGUUUCGGUGUUAAAGCGGUGUAGUUUGAACAGUGCAGAGACAGAUGUGGAAUAUACAGAUGCUGCAAAUGUUGGUACUGCUGAGGACAGAAAGCCUUUAAUUGUUAAGGAAGAUGUUAUGAUUGAUUUUGCUAAACAUCUUGCUGUAGGCAACCAUCUAAAUGAAGGUAACAGGCGAAUUGUUGUUGGGUGGAUCAUAGCAUUCAUAUGUUUAGGGGCGUUUGUCCUUGCAUACGCUGCUUCAGAUUUAACUCUUCUUAGUUAUAUUCGCUUCGCAUUUUGUGGAGUAGGAGGUGCUCUUCUUUUGUGUUGUUUUGUUUUCCUAACCUGUAUAGAUCAAGAUGACGCACGGCAUAACUUUGGGCACUCUGGAGGUUUCAUUUGCCCAUUUGUGCCACUGCUUCCCAUAGCUUGCAUUCUCAUCAAUUGCUACUUACUUGUUAAUCUUGGAGAUGGUACAUGGUUGCGUGUUUCUAUAUGGCUGGCAACAGGACUACUAGUGUACGUGUUUUAUGGCCGAACACAUAGCUCUCUAAAAGAUGCAAUUUAUGUGCCAGUGAAGCAAGUGGAUGAAAUUUACCAAACUCACACAAGAUGUCUUGCUUAAUUUCUACAAACCAAAUUAGGAGGAAUAUGUCUGUGUGAAGAUUGCUUGCAUCUCAAGCCAAAGAAAAUAGUGCAGUUCCCCCGGUUGAACAUGUAAUCUCGUACAGAAGUGCUUCUCAAGCUUAGGGUCGUGUUUAAUAUUUUUUUUCUUCUCGAGAAGAAUGUCACUGUGGUGUGCCUAAAAUAUAUCUCAUUUGUUCCCUCAUUGUGUACCAUUUGUACGAUAUAUCUUGUUCUGUGUGAGUGACUUAGGGCAUGUUCAAAAGAAUGUAAAUUUAGCUUGAUCUUUGUAAUUUAAAUUCAUCUUUUUUGUUUUGGAACAAUGAAAACAUUAGAGGAGUCUAUUUUCUAAGACGCAGAAAGUGAUGUUGACAAGUUGUACAAAUUUGUUGUAUAUAUAUAUCAUUAAG